AUGCAGGACUCCCGCCCGGUCUUCCCAUAUGAUCCAUCCCCUGUCGACUAUGCCGAAAACAUCCUCGUUAGUACAUAUGCGUACAAAGCUUGUGCACGCAUUCCUCUCCCAGCCAGACUCAAGACUUUCAUCUGGAAUCGAGUGGACGACAUCGUAUCCUACUCUACUGAGAUAUUUUGCGUAAUUAUCUUGAUACACGCCCUUUUCUCAGGAUACAGUGGAGCAGGGGUUAGGAGCAAGAGCAUCAAGGCCGAUUUCUGGAAGAUAGUAUCGCACCCAGACUUUCCGGAGACGGCUGAGGAACUUUUCCCCCGAUUCUUUGGCUGGUAUACAUUCUUUCUUCCAGUCCAACGACGUACCAGUUUGGAACUCCAGCGAGUCGCGUUUGAGGCGGGCAAGGCCAAGAAUAACUUCAGGGCGCUGUUCACGCGCUCUCCAGUUGAAGCGGUGAUGAUUUAUCAGGCAGAAAUGCUGAGUGGGAGAAGGGGUCACCAUCCAAAGCCUCCAUCAGGAUACGUCCGCCUUCACUUUUACACGAACUUCGAGAAAGGGGAAUCCCCGGAUAAGCUCAAUUUUCCGGACGCCACUCUCGAUUUGCCAGUUGAACACAAAGGGGUAGACCUUGCUUUGGCUCGGAAGGCCUGGGGGAUCGAGUCUAUUGCUGUUAUAACUAACGCCGAAUCGUUCAAGAAAGUCUUCUAUCCUGCAGACGACGAUUGGCUUUCUCCACUGGCUGUAUAUGAUCUUUCUCGGCAAUUCAAGCAACCCAUCAGGGUUUUCGAACCUCGUGUACACAAGUUUACCAAAACGGAACGUACGAUACGACGACCCAUCUACCACCUUACAUACUUCAUGUUCUCUCUCGUCAAGCUCCUGCUGGGUUUUCCGGAGAGAAAUAUUGCUUACCUUUCUGUCGCUUAUGGUCCCAAAUACGCCGCUUUCUACAAACGCAUCGGCGCAUUAACACCUCCCAUUAAAGACUGGUUUGCGACGGGCGGCUUUCUAGCCCUUCAACUUCUGAUCGUCCUCUGCGUCCUCCCUUUCGCCAUCGCUUACAGCAUAUGCCUCUCAGCCGGGAAAGCCGUUCAGUGGAUUUCGCUUCUCAUAUGGGGCACAUUUUUAGCAGCUGCCCAAUUCAUUCAUCGACAAUCUAUUGCGGCCGCUAAAUUCAUUAUCACAUCUUUACUCAAAACGCUGCAAUUCGCAUCGUCAACCGUAAUCGACUUUGCAACUUAUAUCACCACUCUCCGACGUCAGGACUGGAUCAUCACUAUUUCACUUACUUGGUUGGUCCUCGCAGAGUACUACCAUUCUCCUUCAUAA
Molecule: messenger RNA, 1323 nt
Organism: Psilocybe cubensis
Lineage: Eukaryota; Fungi; Basidiomycota; Agaricomycetes; Agaricales; Agrocybaceae
Exons: 4
Coding region: 1-1323 (440 amino acids)
Source: RefSeq, a predicted model, not a curated record